GAUCAAUUAUUUUGUAUUAAAUAUGGACCAACCAAAGUAAUCAGUCUACCCCUAUAUUUACGUUCCCUAUCCAUUAUCGACAAAAAGCAAUCACUCCUCAAGCAAAUCACUCCUCACACCACAGAAAAACAAAUAAUUGAAGAAAUGAAGUCAAUAGUCUUCUUCUUCCUCCUCCUGCUCUUUGCCGUAGCAACCUCCGAUAACGUGAUAAAUGGUUGGUAUAAUCUCACAGCCGUCCAUGACGAUGAAGUGAUUUGGAGUUCUUUUGCGGCGCCAAUGAUGAAAGGUGGUUCGUCGUACAUAACCUAUCCGGUCUUGCGACCUCAGCAGGCAUGUAAUCCUUGUAGUGGAGCCGUUAAAUAUGCCAAGAAGAAGAAUUGUCUUGUCUACACCAGAUGCAAACGCUUUCCUAAGGGCAUGUAACAUACUCCUUAUAUAUUCUCUAUGUUUCAGUUUGUGUCGUUCUAAGCGUUUGGGAAAUAACUUGCUUGUAACAAAAUGUACGGUGUCUGUUUGUUGCCAAAUUAUUGAGUGUUGUUUCUUAAUAAUUUUCUUUAAAGUCAGCGAAGUAAUUAUUCUAUAAAAACUAAGAGUUGCUCUAUCUAGAUAUAUAUACAAUUGUGGACUACUUCUUUAAAAAUUAAAUAAAUUGGUAAAGUUUAAAGGUACGUCUCCCAAGCAGAAACUGAACUAAAGAAUUCAGGACCAAACUCCUCUGAAGGGAAAC
This is a messenger RNA of Arabidopsis thaliana (thale cress), 727 nucleotides long. RefSeq lists its product as uncharacterized. The record is from RefSeq and is marked reviewed. Bases 145 to 423 code for a protein of 92 amino acids. The transcript has a single exon. Lineage: Eukaryota; Viridiplantae; Streptophyta; Magnoliopsida; Brassicales; Brassicaceae.